AAUUUUUUCGAGCUUUGGCGAUCUUCGACAUUGUUGAUGAUGGUGAUUUUUUUUGAGUUGUUUGGACUUUUGGGUUAUAAUGUUGGUUAAUUUUGUGAAGUGGUUUAUGUUCACUUAGUCUCUUAUUGCGGAUAAAUGCCAUUUUAAAAAAGAGGUGCGCAAGUGUGCCCACCCCCACCGGAUCUCCAAAUAACCGCCCCCAGCAUCCACCGCCGCCAUGGACGCCGCCAGCUACGUGCCCAACAACCCCCAGUUCGGGCUGCAGCUCGAGUGCAACUGGUCCACGCAGCAGCAGCAGCAACAGCUACAGCAACAGCAGCAGCAGCACCAGUCGCAAAUAGCGACCGUGAACGGAUCUUGUGCCCAGGACGACCUGUCGUCCUGCUGGAGCGACGACAUGGGCUCCUUUUCCCUGCCACUGGAUCUGGAACCGUUGCCCAGCUUGUUCAACAUAUCCCCUUGCGGGAGCAAUGGAUACAAAACAGAAUCUCAAGGAACGUACCAAAACCAGCCAUCCCAACUGAUAUUUCGAGAGAACAAACCCACGGGAGACGUAGCAGACGUGCUUUUAUCCUUAAAGCAUGCCGUGGUUCACCCUGGUCAAAGCCCAUCGGAUAAAUACGAGUCCCAGCAAAAUUUGCACCACUCCCAGAUGCUUCUGUCGCCUGGAAGUGCCUACGGAGGCAUAUGCGAUCAGGCGUUCGCCCAACAGACACCCAUGUUUCCUAGUAUGAGUGUUAAUGUGUCCAUGAACAUGACCAUGCAUGGGUAUCAUCCUAACAGUGGGUAUCCCAGUGGGGAUAUAGCCUGUCCACAGGUCCAGUGGAGCGCCUCACCUCAGGUUCCAAACCCGUCUGCCUACCAAAGUCAGGGUCUUUUAAGUCCCUCCUACGGAGGCACUACCUACUCGUUUACUGCUGACUUUAGGCCGCCUCAGGAGGCCCCUGUGAUUUCGUCUUCGAACUACAAACCAGUACAAAUGUCGUUUUCGUCGCCUAGGCGAAGACACAGCAUAGCCUUGAUGGAGGAUGAUUGUCAAAAGCCUAACGUUUGUCGGAUAUGUGGUAAAAGUUACGCACGCCCCAGCACUCUGAAAACCCACCUACGCACCCACAGCGGCGAGAAGCCGUACAGAUGCAUCGACUGCAACAAAUCCUUCUCGCAGGCCGCCAACCUGACGGCGCACGUCCGGACCCACUCCGGGGAAAAACCGUUCAGAUGUCCGGUGUGCGACCGGCGGUUCUCGCAGAGCUCAUCCGUCACGACCCACAUGCGGACCCACUCCGGGGAACGGCCCUACCGAUGCAGGCUGUGCAAGAAAGCCUUCUCGGACUCCAGCACCCUGACCAAACAUCUGAGGAUACACAGCGGGGAGAAGCCCUACGAAUGCAAACUGUGUUUGCUGAGGUUCAGUCAGAGCGGCAAUUUGAACAGGCACAUGAGGGUACAUGGGACCGGCAAUGGUAUGCCUCCAUGACAUACGUUUCUGCGUACUGUAUAUACUUAGAACAAUUCAUUUUAAGCUGUUUAAAUGCGAUAUAGUUUUUCCACUAAUUAAAAUUUUAUUGAAUUCUCUGAAAACAAAACAAAACUAGCAGCAAGAUACAGAGUGUCCUGGCAGGGCAGUCCUGGUUAGGGUUUUAAAGUGUCGAAAAAAAACCGGAUUAAUUGGUAAAAUGUAUUUAUAAAAACAACUGUUUUUUUAAAGUUUCACGUGAUAUUUACUUUUUACAAUUGUUUUAUGUGUUUAAACUUAUAUUUAAGUAGGUUUUUAACAAUAUUUUAUGGUACAAAAUGUUGGAUCUA
Molecule: messenger RNA, 1806 nt
Organism: Brassicogethes aeneus
Lineage: Eukaryota; Metazoa; Arthropoda; Insecta; Coleoptera; Nitidulidae
Source: the annotation of a GenBank genome assembly